Messenger RNA from Cavenderia fasciculata, 2505 nucleotides. RefSeq names its product dynamin like protein (gene dlpA). Gene Ontology annotation, molecular function: GTP binding; microtubule binding; GTPase activity. Gene Ontology annotation, cellular component: membrane; cytoplasm; microtubule. The transcript is spliced from 2 exons. NCBI's taxonomy places the organism in Eukaryota, Evosea, Eumycetozoa, Acytosteliales, Cavenderiaceae. The coding region runs from base 1 to 2505 and encodes 834 amino acids. The record is from RefSeq and is a predicted model, not a curated record.
AUGAUAUCAAACGCACGUAAACUUUAUAUGCAACAAUUAGCACAAGAAAAGAAAUCAUCAGAAGGUGCCAAUCCAACAACAGCUACCACCACAUCGACCACUCCACCACAAUUUAUUUCAUCCACUCCAACCGCUCUCACCCCAACCAACUCUAACCAUGCUCUCGUAGCCAACGGUGCCUCUGCUCCCACCUCCAACAUUGUCGACGAUGUCGAUCAAUUGCAACAACAAAAGCUCAAAGACGAAGAGGAGAAAAAGAAAAAGGAGGAUUUGAUCAACAAGCGUCAAGAAGAUGAACGUCAACAAAAGCUCCGUGAAGCUCAAGACAAGAAACGUGAAGACGAAGAAAGAAAAAAGGUAUACGCCAAUGAAGAACUCAACGAAGAGAUUGAAAUCCAAAGUUUGGAACAAAUGGGUAAAAACACUGGUAUCUCCCAAGACAUGUUUACCUUUUUCCCAGCAGAAGUUUAUGGUGCCUAUGAUAAAUUACAAAGUUUUUCAAGAGAUUUAAAUACAUCAAUUUCACAACCAGAGAUUGUAUUUGUUGGACCAAGAUCAUCGGGAAAAUCAUCAUUGAUUGAAUCGUUUAUUGGUAGACCAUUGAAUAUUGUUGCUGGACAAUCGGGGGGAGCAUGCAGCAAGAGAGCCGUGCACCUCCAAUUCAUGAACAACCCAGAGGUUGAAGGCACCAAGAUCACGAUCAAGCGUGACUCGUUUAUCAAAGAGUUUGACCACGACAUUGUAGUGCCACUCGAACAACUCAACGACAACCUUGCCCGUCGCUCCAACCAAUUCCACGAGGAGCCAAUCUACAUUAUCUUUGAGAGCAAGAGUACUCUCAACUUGACGCUCAUCGAUACACCGGGUCUCCUCUUUGACGGCCAACCCGAGCAAUCCAAGAUCGAAGCCAUCGUCCAACAGGCCGUUCGUCCAUCACACCGUCUCAUCGUCGCUGUCGAGGCCUCUGGUGAGUGGGCCGAGAUGACCAUGUUGCCAUUUGUUAAAAAGGUCGAUCCCGAACUAUCGCGUUCCACCUUUGUCUUUACCAAGUUUUUCAACAUGAUUCAAGACUUUAACUCGACACGUGGCGUCAACCGUUUCUUGGCCGGCACCAUCAACGAGAUCAAGACCUUCUUUGUCACCCUCCCCAACCACAAGAUCCGUGCCCGUUACUCUGAGCCAGCCGCCUUCCAAGAGAAAUUGACCCAAGCUUUUAGACGUGACAUGCACUCACUCGAACAAUUCCAAUACGACAAGAGAUACGAACGUACCAUUGGUGUCCACCCAUUCCGUCGUUACAUGCUCAACAUUGUCUGGAAGAGCUAUCAAGAUGCCAUCCCACGCAUCCUCAAGCAUCUCCGUUCACGUUGUCAAAACGCUCAGUUGACACUCAACGAGCUGCAAAAGCAGUCGCUCUCACUCGACUCGACCAAGUUGCGUGCUGUCGCCUCCAACUACACUGUCACCUUUCUCCAAAUCGUCGAGAAGCUCCUCUCGGGUACAUCCGAGGGCAACCCAUCGGUCAACGGCCAGACCUUGGAAGAGGAAAAGUCUCAACAAGGAGACGGCGGCGACUGGGUCGACCUCUACAACCGUCCCAUCAAGUUUGACCCCGAAGAGUGGGGCAUCUCGUACUGGAACAGCAAGCUGUAUGGUGGUCAGCAAUUUGAGCGUUUGAUGGGCGAGUUCAAGGCCGUCUGCGACAAUACCAAGAUCACCGAGGUUACACUCGACGACGUUGCCACUGCCUCUGGCAUCAACAAGCUCAACAAUAUUCCCAACUAUGCCUGGGCUGCCUGCGACCUUGCCCAACAAAAGUCCCAAGACGCCUUGGUUCCAUUGAUUGAGCAGCUCUGUGAGCGUGCCAUCUACAUUAUGAAGCGUUUGGCUGAAGUCACCGACAAGGUCGUUGACACGCGUAGAAAGAACCGUGGUGGUGCCAACCUCUCGGUCAUUAGCCGUCAAUCAUCGUCGUCCAACUCGACGUUUGACCUCGAGAACAUCGACCAAUACCCAUACUUUACUCACCACGUCCGUGACAUCUUUUUCAAGUUUAUUGAGCAGACUGCCAAGGUGUGCAAAGAAAAGUGUAUGGAUGAAUUCUACUCGACCCGUACCAUCUACUGGGAACUCACAGAGCAUCCAGACCAAAACCUGCCAUUCCUCAAGGCCGACCACCAAGACACCAAGUCGACCGUCGAGCACUUGACCACCCAGUUGUUUGACACGAUCCGUAAACGUAUCACCAAAAAUGUACUCCUCAAAUUCUACAACUUCUUCCUCGUGCCAAUGCAAACCGAUUUGUGGACUGAAAUCCAAGGAAAGAUUACCUGUCUCUCUUCAGAAUCACUCGAACAAAUAUUUGAAGUCAAUGCCACCAAGGAAUUGCUCAAGGACGAUGAAAAGAAACAUCAAGGCAUACUUGAUAAAUACUCUCAAAAUGAUGAGGCCUUUUUACGUGCUGCCUCGGCAUUUUCACAUCCUCUUUCAACUCCUUCACAAUAA